Molecule: messenger RNA, 1494 nt
Organism: Lactuca virosa
Lineage: Eukaryota; Viridiplantae; Streptophyta; Magnoliopsida; Asterales; Asteraceae
Source: the annotation of a GenBank genome assembly
AUGAAGGCGAAAAUCUCGAAGGAAAACAUCAUACAAAUCCUUCCGUUUGUGUGCUUUUCCAUGGCGAAGAAAAAAGAACUAAGGAGGUUUGAGGGGAAUUCUUUUGAAGGUUCAAUACCACCUUCAUUUUCUAAUCUGACCCUUUUACAGGAGCUGUUUGACAAUACUUUAUCAUUGGGACUCACAAAUGAUCAUCCCAACAUGCAGAUUAUACAUAGGAAAGUUCCCCUUAUUCUUGGUCAAUGGGUUUCUGAGAUUAAAGAUGACACCAAACGACUAGUCUAUUGUGCUCUCAUCAGGUUGCUGCAGGACAGAGACUUGUGUGUUAGGGUUUUCUAUGUAUGGUUUGAUGCACCUAUUGGAUACGUGUCAAUUACUAAAAGCUACACACCUGAAUGGGAGAAGUGGUGGAAAAAUCCUGAAAAUGUGGAGCUGUAUCAGUUUAUAGGAAAGGAUAAUGUUCCAUUUCACACUGUAAUUUUUCCUUAUACACUUAUUGGGACUGAGGAGAGCUGGACUAUGAUGAAGACUAUUAGUGUUACAGAGUACUUAAAUUAUGAAACGAGUAAAUUAUCAAAAAGUAAGGGUGUAGGUGUAUUUGGAAAUGAUGCAAAAGAGGCAAAUAUUCCUGUAGAAGUAUGGAGAUACGAUUUGUUAACAAAUAGACCUGAGGUAUCAGACACGUUAUUUACAUGGGCAGAUUUAAAAGCGAAAUUAAACAGUGAAUUGCUAAAUAAUUUAGGAAAUUUCAUAAACCGUGUCUUGAGCUUUAUAGCUAAAGAAUCAUGUUUAGGAGCAAACAAAAACUUGACAGGGACUGCACGUUAUGCUAGCUGUAAUACCCAUUUGGGAAUUGAACAAAGCCGGCGUGAUGACUUGGAGUCUCUGGGCUAUGUUUUCUUGUACUUUUUGAGAGGAAGUCUUCCAUGGAAGGGUCUAAAAGGUGCAACAAAGAAGCAAAAAUAUGACAAAGUAUGUGAAAAGAAAGUAUCUACUCCUAUUGAGGUUUUAUGCAAGAAUCAUCAUGUGGAGUUUGCCUCUUACUUCAAAUAUUGCAGAUCUUUAACAUUUGAUCAAAGACCUGAUUAUGGAUUCUUGAAGCGCCUUUUUCGUGACUUAUUUACGCGAGAAGGAUUUGAUUUUGAUUACGUAUUUGAAUGGACAAUCUUAAAGCAUCAGCAGUCAGAAAAGAAUAAACCACAGAAUCAUUCAACUGAGCAAAUGCAGAUGACGUUUGUGGACCGAAUGGCAAGUGCAAACAUUCCAUCUUUGGCUGCUAUGGAGCAGACCCGAAUGCUAGCACACACUUUAGUUCAGAACACCAAUCCACAGUUUCAGAACUCCAAGUUCCUUCAGUUUGUUUCAAAGAUGAGUCGUGGGGAAUUGACGAUUGAGGAUAACCAAGCCAGGCCUACAGGUGGGGACUGGGCAAAUGAAUAUCUUAAUCUUAUCUACAGGAUUUCCGUGUUGUUCUUGAUCAAGAGUUGGGAUUGA